Molecule: messenger RNA, 963 nt
Organism: Lizanozyma spartinae
Lineage: Eukaryota; Fungi; Ascomycota; Pichiomycetes; Serinales; Debaryomycetaceae
Gene: GLO1
Product: lactoylglutathione lyase
Exons: 1
Coding region: 1-963 (320 amino acids)
Molecular function (GO): lactoylglutathione lyase activity; metal ion binding
Source: RefSeq, a predicted model, not a curated record
AUGCCUGAAAUUGAUCAAUCUUUCUUAAUGAACCAUACUUGUCUUCGGAUUAAGGACCCUAAGGAAUCACUUCCAUUCUAUACUGAUAUUCUUGGCUUCAAGUUGAUCAGAUCAAUAGAAUUUCCUGAUUUCACCUUGUACAUGUUAGGAUAUCCGGAUGCAGCAUAUGAAGGAAAGAAUUGGUCUGCUAGACCUGGGGUUUUAGAGUUAUGCCAUAAUCAUGGAGUUGAAAAGGACCCCGAAUAUAAGUUGAACAAUGGUAAUGGUACAACUUUUAGAGGGUUUGGGCAUAUUUGUAUAUCUGUUGAUAACAUUCAACAAGCAGAAAAGGAAUUUUUAUCUAAGGGAGUUCAAUUCAAAAAGAAGUUGUCUGAAGGUAGACAAAAGUAUAUUGCGUUUAUUUUAGAUCCUAAUGGAUAUUGGAUUGAAUUGAUUCAACAUGAAAUUGGAAAGAAACCAGAAACAACCAAUUCUCUGACUUAUAAAUUGAAUCAUACUAUGAUUAGAGUUAAAGAUCCUAAAAAGUCGCUUGAUUUCUACAGAAAUGUUCUUGGAUUCAAAUUACUUUCCACUAGUGAACACCCAGAUGCCAAAUUUACCUUAUACUUCCUUGGUUAUAAUCAUGAUGACAAGUUUGUUGAAGAUUCGAUGGAUACAGUUCCAAGAGCUGCUUAUGAAGGUAUUAUAGAAUUAACUCACAAUUGGGGUACUGAGUCUGAUGACUCCUUUGAAGGUUAUCAUAACGGUAACACUACAGAUAAUGGUGCACUUCAAGGUUAUGGCCACACUUGUGUUAGUUGUAAAGAUCCAGCUAAAUUAUGUUCACAAAUUGAAGCUGAAUAUCCUGAUGCCAAUUGGAGUUUAAAGUGGAAUCAAGGUAACAUUAAGCAAAUUGCUUUCAUUAAGGAUCCAGAUGGAUACUCUAUUGAAAUCUUGGGUCACAAUUUAUUCUCCAAGCUUUAG